This is a messenger RNA of Mytilus trossulus (common blue mussel), 5387 nucleotides long. RefSeq names its product probable C-mannosyltransferase DPY19L3. The record is from RefSeq and is a predicted model, not a curated record. Lineage: Eukaryota; Metazoa; Mollusca; Bivalvia; Mytilida; Mytilidae. Bases 126 to 2255 code for a protein of 709 amino acids. Gene Ontology annotation, cellular component: nuclear inner membrane. Gene Ontology annotation, molecular function: mannosyltransferase activity. The transcript is spliced from 17 exons.
CUCUGAUUCCUCAAACGUGUUUCCAGUCGAUAUUUUUUUUUUAUCGAACUGACUUCAACUGUUAUUAUAUUGUCAGUGUUUUUGUCAGGUUUAGCUGAAAUAGAAGAAAUUCACGUGUUUAAACCAUGACAGAAGUAAGAAAAAGGAAGUCAACUGCAAAAUCAAAGACUACCAGUACCACAUCAUCAAAUGGUAAUGUGAAAACUACAUCACCUGCAGCCUCAUUAUGGCCAUACAUACAUCUAUUGGUUGGAUUAAUUGCAAUGAUUGCCUGUGGUCUGAUACACAGUAUAUACAUGUCUACAAUACAUGAAAACAAUCUCUGGUUCUCAAAUAUUAAGGAGGUAGAAAGAGAGAUUUCUUUCCGUACUGAAUCAGGACUAUACUAUUCCUACUACAAGACGAUGGUUUUAGCUCCUUCAAUUACUGAUGGUUUACAUCAACUGACACAUGAUAAUGUAACAGAACACCCAGAUACCAUUAAUAUUCUAGAGAGAAUGAACAUUUACCAGGAGGUUAUACUCAGUAUUAUGUACAGGAUUCUUCCUAUUAAGAGUUGGGUAGAACCUGUUUAUUUUUACCUGAAUUCAGUAUGGGGACUCCAUGCAAUGUUAAUUUGGGCCUUGUUUGCCACAUCAUGGAUGCUGAGUGGAUCUUGGUUGGCAGGAAUACUUGCUGCUUGUUUCUACAUCUUCAACAAAGUAGAUGUGACCAGAGUUGAGUAUGUGGUACCAUUAAGGGAGAGUUUUUCCCUGCCAUUUCUAUGGGUACAGAUUGCAGCGAUUUCAUUUUUCUUUAGACCUAAUCUCACACUUGUAAAGGAGAAAUUGUGUAUAUGGAUGAUAUUUGUCAGUACAUUCCUGUUUGCCUUGUUUUGGCAGUUUAACCAGUUCAUAUUCCUGUUACAAGCGUUUGCCUUGUUUGGUGUCUGGGUACUUGAUAUGAUUCCACCAAGAAAGGUGAGAGUAGUAUUUUAUGCCCAGGCUGGUUCGUUGAUUCUAACCAGUAUCCUGCAGUAUGUUAACCUGAUGAUAUUUGGGUCAUUAGUCAUGAGUUUUAUACCUGCUUCAUUAUUACUUAUGUAUUUUAAGGGGGAAGAACUCCAGCCAUGCAGUAUUCCAUCUAGAUUAUUCAAAGCUGUGUUUUACUGUGUUUCAGUUUUAGUUCUUAUGGUUCUUUUUAACACAGCUAUAAAGAUACUCAUAAACGUAGAAGCCGAUGAACAUAUAUUUAAGUUCAUUCUCAGUAAAUUUAGUAUAGAUCAUGCCAGAGAUUUUGACUCCAAGCUUUAUCUAUGUAUUGAUGCAUUUGUCAGACUGCCGUUUGAUACGUUUGAGAGGCUCACCAAAGGAGUAGUUUUUCCAUUUUAUGUAGCCACACAUCUAGUUUUAUUAGUUGUUCUUUUUAUAGCAGUUUUACAGAAUUGGAGCAAUAAUGUACAUGAAACAGAAAAUAUCAAAGACCAUCCUGCCAUAAAGAAGACACAUUUACUUAGUAAUAGACCUGAAUUAGCAUUUCAUGCUGUUUGUGGAGUAUUUUUUGGUGCUUUAGCUAUGUCAACAUUAAGGAUGAAGUAUUUAUGGACACCAUACAUGUGUAUACUUGCCAGUUUUGGUGUCAGUGAUCUAAAAAUGUGGAAGGCUGUCCUAACUCAACUCAAAACACAAGGAACAAUGGUACAGAUAGUAAGACAUUUUAGUACUCUGCUGACAUUAGUUGCAUUAUUAACAGUGGCUUUACAACCAGCUUUGAAAGAAUUGGAAGAAUUAAAGGAGUUCUGGGAUCCAGAUACAGUAGCUCUGAUGGAGUGGAUCAACAAAGAUACACCACAAGAUGCUUCAUUCACAGGGAGCAUGCAGUUACUGGCAGGGGUAAAACUGUGUACUGGUCGACCAAUCACAAACCAUCCUCAUUACGAAGACAAGAAACUCAGACUUAAAACCAAAGAUUUAAUGCAGAUCUAUGGAAGAAGAACACCCCAAGACAUACAUGAAAUAAUGAAGAAAAACCAAGCAAAUUAUAUGAUUUUAGAGGACAGUAUCUGUCUGGCUCAUACAGAAGAUGGCUGUCGUUUACCAGAUAUAAUAGACUUUGAUAAUGGUGUGCUUCCAGAAUUGGUGAAACCUGAACCAAAUCUAGUGCGUAGUAGUGUGCCAAGAUUCUGCGAUGUUAUAAGACAUGAUGGAUCAGAUUUUACUCGUUAUUUCAAAAAAGUUUUUACAAACCGAACAUUUAGAGUUCAUAAAGUAUUGUGAAACUAUUCAGUUGUAAUGAAUGCAUAAUACUUAAAGAAAUUUUAUUGAUCUGCUUUUUUUUGUUUUUAUUUAUGAUGUAUUACAUUUUUUGAAGCUUUUUAUUGAUUUUUGGUUAUUUUUAUUUUUUAAGAACAAUUAUAAGUUUUUUCAAUACCAAAGAGAAAAGUCAAUAGAAAAUACGAAAAUCAAAUCAACAAAAUUAAUAAAAUUCUUUUAUCAAUAAAAUAUGUCUGCUUAUUGUAACCAUACCACAUCUCCUUAUUUUAUAUUGCUAUUUCUAUAAAGUUAAACAGAAACGUUAAUACCUCUUUUUUUUUUAAAUUUAGUGUCUGUCAUGUUUUAAGUUUAAUUCUGCUAACUAUCUAUGUAUAAACUCAAUUAUACGAUCUUAUUCUUUAAAAAGAAAUUGAAAAUACAACAUGAAUAACAAAUUUUGGGGACGUACAAUUCAGUUUAUGCACAGAUAGUAGCAAGUAUUUAGCUUAAUAAAUAACCACCAGUUUUAAAUGGAAGACUACUGUUUAAAAGAAACACAUAGUGGAAGCAUUGAUUUAUUUUUUUAGUCAUUGUUCAAAUUUAUAGUAUGUAGAAAAAAGCUUUGCUUGCCAAUACUGUUUACAAAACCACCUGUGCAAUAUAUUGCCUGUUAUACUUGGAGAAGUUUAAUAUAUAAACUUUUUCUUCUAAGUUUUGUUGCGUAUGCCACAUAUUUAAGUCAUUGUCCUUAGCUUUAACUGGUGAAAUCCAAACUUAACAACUUUAUUUACACAAUAAAUUAAAAUUCCCCUCAAAGCCAAUACAAUUACAUUGUAUGUUUGUCAUUUUAGUAAUAAAUGAAAUUACUGGUUGUUAGCAUGAAAACUUGAUAAAACGGUAAUAAUAAAUAAAGAAUAUCAUGACAUUCAAUAGGCUAUUUGCCAAUUCCCGUAAUUGACCCUAUAAUUAUAGACCUUUAUUUUUGUUGUCUCCCUUUAUGAGGGACAUUAAUUUUUAUUUACAAUGGAGAGCUAGAAGAAAGAGCAUUUACCUGUGCGUAAAACUAUUAAACCUAAAGCUAGUGACUUGUUAAAAAAUACAUUUAGAAACAAAGGAUGAUUCUAAGAUAUAAAUGUAAACAAAAACCUUUGCUCAAACUCUACUGUAAAAAUAAUAAUUAUGUUAUAUACUGUAUAAGUUCUGAAUUUUUAUUUAUUGUUUUAGAAAAAUAGAUAAAGUUAUACAUAGUAAUAGAUUUUAUAUGUUUGGUUAUAGUUCAAAAUUAAAUAUAUUUUUGAAUUUAUUGAGAUAAACAAACAGAACCACAAACAUUUAGUGCUGACAUAUUUUGUUAUUAUUUAUGAAGAAGUUUUCCUGCUUACAGUGGUACCUAACACUACAGGGAGAUAACUCUGUAAAAUCAACUAAACAUUUUAGUUACGUUGUGUUGUAAAGGGAAUAUUAAGCUUCUCAAUGAUCAAAACUACUAUAUAACCAGUGUAAUUUUUGAUAAAAUGGUUGGUUCAUAAUUUUUGAUUUUUUUUAUAAUUUUGUUAUAGGGCCAAAGCAAAUACUUUGUCAAAAUUUUAUAAAAAUUAAACGAGCCAAAUUAAUUUUAGUGAAAGUGUUGGGUACCACCUUAAUCAAGUGUUUUAAAUUAUUUUCAUUUUGGAGAGUAUUGAAAACCAUGAAAAAUGUGCUUGCUUGAUUUACAUUUUGUAAAUGAUUUUUAUUUGUAUUGUAAUAGAUUACAGGGUAGAAUGUAAAAUAUAUAUUAUUUGAUAGUUGCACUUGUUUGCUGUUGUUUUGUUUUGCCUGCACAAGAUUCUUAUCAAAGAAUUGUUUUUGAUACACAUUUGGAUUUUUGCAAUGUAUUGUAUAUUGAUUUAACUUGUAUAAGCUUUAAAAGCAAGACCAAAUAUAAUCCUCUAUUAUUUUAUCCUCUACUGUAUAAAACUGAUAAUCUGAUUAAUUGUAUUUUCACACCAGCAAUGUUCAAAUUAGUUCGAACCCUGUUAUGACAAUUUUAUUUUCAGAAAUAAUGUAUUGAUUUCAUCAUAUUUUGUUAUGAUUAAAAUAUUUAAUCUUGCUUGUUAUUUAUUUGUAUGAAGAUUCGUAGAAAGGACAAACAAAGUCUUCUUUGAAUCUUCUGUUCUGUUCUGACCCAUUUUUCUGUAUGAAUGGUAUUUUUUUUUACACAUACACUGCACAUGUACUGCUCACAUCUGAUUUUUUGACUGGAGUUAAUCAAUUCAUAAUGUUUUUUACACACACACACACAUAAAUAUAUACAGAGAGAUCUGAACAAAUUUAAAAGAUCUGUUUCUGUUCUAUAUUAAUAAAUUGAUGCCCAUAACUCAUUGAAUAUUCAAAGGUAACUACAGUUAGAUUGUCCAGCUACUGAGGAAACGGUAAAGAUUAAAACAGAAUGUUGCACUUUAUUUUCUUUUUCUGUAAAUUCAAAUAAAUUAAAGGAAAAAAAGACUUUUAUAUAUUUUUUCCUGUACACGUAAAUAAGAUUUAGUUUUUGUUGUUUUGAACAAAGCACUUAUUUUGUUUUUAUUAUUUUUAAUGAUAUGUUUAGUUUGUUUAUUAUAGAUUAUAUUUUUGUUAAAAUGAAGCUUUAUUUACAGCAUAAACCAGUAAUGUGUUAACAAAUUAGGAUUUAAUGGUCCUUGUCUUAAUGUAUCAUAACAACCAAUAGAUACAUAUUUUUUUAGACUAAAAAUUUCAGUAAUAUUUUUUAGACUGAAAAUUUCAGUAAAGUAUUUUUUAUAAGAUAAAAAAUGUACAUGUAUGUAUGUAUAUUAAGGCAGUUCAAUGCAAAUUCCCAUGGAUUGCAUACAGAUUUUAGAACUUAGAUAAAAUAGAAGUAUUCUUUUUCCAACUUUUUUCUCACAGAUUUCAUUUUUUUUUUAAAUUGAUGAUUAAAAGAUGACAGUGUUUGGCUAUUGCAAAAAAAUCUGAGAAAAAGUGAUUUUUCAACACCACACAAACAAUUUUGUGACACAUUUUUUUUAUUUCAUUUAAUGAUUUUGUGACACAAUUCUUUUAUUUCAUAUAAUGAUUUUGUGACACAAUGCUUUUAUUUUAUUUAAAUUUACACAUAAGUUUGUAUGGAGGAGGUUAUGUUUUAUCAUUAAAGAAUUAAAGAUU